Drosophila busckii is the source of this 662-nucleotide messenger RNA. RefSeq lists its product as uncharacterized. Lineage: Eukaryota; Metazoa; Arthropoda; Insecta; Diptera; Drosophilidae. The coding region runs from base 105 to 443 and encodes 112 amino acids. The transcript has 2 exons. The record is from RefSeq and is a predicted model, not a curated record.
AACAACACAAAUGCAACAAAAAUCAACAACAACAACAACAGCAGCAGCAACAACAAAAGCAGCAGACGCUACAACAAAGUUUUAAGCUGCGGUGUUUGGCGUUUAUGCAUAUUCUUCAAAAUUCUAAAUUUCAACGAAGAAGAAAGCGUGUUAAACUUAAAGCGCAGCACCGACCAAAUCUCGGCUUAUCGUUAGGCAACCCAGCGCCUCAUAACGAUAACAGCGGCAACAAGUAUCGACAACACGCUACAACUCUGGCAGCGCUCUCUGGCACUCUCACCACACCAAUACCGACACGACACAGUCACACCAACACUCUCACACAUACACACAUGCACUCGCUAUUAAAGAAAGUUCUGGCGAAAAACGAUUUGCAACCAACUGGACCAAUUAAACUAUUUAUCGAUAACACAACACACAAGCAAAAAGAAGCUAAAAAAUAAAAGAAAAACAAAAUCACAAUAUAAACAAAAUAUGUUGACUGAUUGAACAGACGCUUGAGCAGCUCGAAAUAAAACACAAAAUUGUUGCAAUUUAGGUAACUUUUCGGACAGCAGUGUUGUAAAACGCGCUCAGCAACAGUUUUCGGUGUACAAAAAGUGCAAAAACAUAAAAAAAAUAUAUAGAAAUUAUAAAAAGGAGAAAUCAAAAUUAAGCAAAGC